This is a messenger RNA of Diospyros lotus (date-plum), 1088 nucleotides long. Its product is annotated as aquaporin NIP1-1-like. Gene Ontology annotation, molecular function: channel activity. Gene Ontology annotation, biological process: transmembrane transport. The record is from RefSeq and is a predicted model, not a curated record. The transcript is spliced from 5 exons. NCBI's taxonomy places the organism in Eukaryota, Viridiplantae, Streptophyta, Magnoliopsida, Ericales, Ebenaceae. Gene Ontology annotation, cellular component: membrane. The coding region runs from base 65 to 874 and encodes 269 amino acids.
AUAUCCUCUCUCUCUCUCUCUCUCUCUCUUCUCUAUCUCUGCUUCCAGAAGUGGGAAAUAGGCGAUGGCUGAAAAUUCAGAAGCUAAUGGAAGCCAAGGAUCAGUGGCUUUGAACGUCGGAGACAUGGAUCCCAAUGUAGAUUCCGGCUGCUUCGUCUCUGUCCCUUUCGCCCAAAAGCUAAUCGCCGAGGUGGUGGGCACGUACUUCCUGAUAUUCGCCGGCUGCGGUGCGGCGGUGGUGAACAGUGACGAGAAGGGGGCGAUCAUCACCUUCCCCGGCGUCGCAAUCGUGUUUGGCCUCGUCGUCAUGGUCAUGGUUUACUCAGUCGGCCACGUAUCCGGGGCCCACUUCAACCCCGCCGUCACCAUCGCUUUCGCCACCUGCAAAAGGUUCCCCUGGAAACAGGCGCCGGCGUAUAUAUCGGCCCAAUUGAUUGGUUCAACGCUUGCCAGUGGAACCCUCCGGCUGAUAUUUCAGGGGAAGCAAGACCAUUUCGCCGGAACUCUUCCGUCGGGCUCAAACAUACAGUCCUUCGUGCUGGAAUUCGUAAUCACAUUCUGUCUCAUGUUUGUCAUAUCCGGUGUCGCCGCUGAUAACCGAGCUAUCGGAGAACUGGCCGGACUUGCAGUCGGAGCUACCGUUUUGUUUAAUGUGAUGUUUGCCGGGCCAAUAUCCGGAGCGUCAAUGAAUCCAGUGAGAAGUUUGGGGCCGGCGAUCGCGUCAAACAAGUACAAGGGCAUAUGGAUAUACAUAGUGGCUCCAAUCACAGGGGCCAUAGCAGGGGCUUGGGUCUACAACAUCAUCAGGUUCACAGACAAGCCAUUACGUGAAACCAUCAAGACCCGGGUCUUUCCUCUAGAGCUUCAGACGUAGUGGUUCCAAACUUGCAAAUGACAAACUUACUUAAGAAAAUAUGUAUGUAAUUUAAGGGUGGUAGUUAUCGACAGUUUUAAAUGUAUAUAGGCAAAUAACAUAUUUUAAACACUGAAUUUGUGGUUUCGAAGAGUGGGCUUUGCCUCUGUCCAAUUAAUCAUGUGCAAAUUAUUUUGUAGAAAAAGGAAUGUGGAGAGACCCUUUUUGAUGUUUU